UCCCAACCCAGGAGGGGAAGAGGCUCCCGUCUGCGGCACUGGAGACAGAGAAAAGGCCAGUGUCCCAGCAGAACGUGGCUCCGAGCUGGCGAGUCAUGGACGCCCUGGUCCGCCUCCUGCAGCUGCUGGUGCUGCUCCUGACACUGCCCCUGCACCUGCUGGCUCUGCUGGGCUGCUGGCAGCCCCUGUGCAAAAUGUGCUUCCCCUACCUGAUGGCCGCACUGACGGCCAAGUGCAACCGCAAGAUGGAGAGUAAGAAACAGCAGCUCUUCAUCCAGAUAAAGGGGCUUGCGGGAGCCUCCGGGAAGGUGUCCUUGCUGGAGCUGGGCUGCGGCACUGGGGCCAACUUCCAGUUCUACCCAGCGGGCUGCAGGAUCACCUGCCUGGACCCAAACCCCCACUUCGAGAAGCUCCUGACCAAGAGCAUGGCGGAGAACAGGCACCUCCAGUAUGAACGGUUUGUGGUGGGUUCCGGAGAGGACAUGAAAGGACUGGCAGACGGCUGCAUGGAUGUGGUGGUCAGCACCCUGGUGCUGUGCUCCGUGCAGAGUCCGAGGAGGGUCCUGCAGGAAGUCCACAGAGUGCUGAGGCCGGGAGGAGUGUUUUUUUUCUGGGAGCAUGUGGCUGAGCCACGUGGAAGCUGGGCCUUUCUGUGGCAGCAAGUUUUAGAACCCACCUGGAAACACAUUGGGGAUGGCUGCUGCCUCACCAGAGAGACUUGGAAGGACCUCAAGAGUGCCCAGUUCUCUCAACUCCAAAUGGAACACCAGCCUCCUCCCUUCAAGUGGUUGCCUGUUGGGCCCCACAUCAUGGGAAAGGCUGUGAAAUAACCCUUCCCGGAGUCCUGCCUUCAGCCAGAGCAAUCCCACCCACCGGCUAACCUGUCUUCUCCUAAGAGGGAUCUAGUCAGAGGAGCCAUUCCCUCCACCAGCUCCUCUCCUUCCUUCCCCCAUCUCUGCCUGGUGUCUAAUUUCAAUCCUUCCUUCCAAAGUAUAAAAGCUCUAUUCCUAACCUGACCUCAGGGAGGAAAGCAA
Messenger RNA from Neogale vison (American mink), 1034 nucleotides. It is a transcript of the gene TMT1B, whose product is annotated as methyltransferase like 7B. Bases 96 to 830 code for a protein of 244 amino acids. Lineage: Eukaryota; Metazoa; Chordata; Mammalia; Carnivora; Mustelidae. The transcript is spliced from 2 exons. Gene Ontology annotation, molecular function: S-adenosylmethionine-dependent methyltransferase activity. The record is from RefSeq and is a predicted model, not a curated record.